Molecule: messenger RNA, 5685 nt
Organism: Manis javanica (Malayan pangolin)
Lineage: Eukaryota; Metazoa; Chordata; Mammalia; Pholidota; Manidae
Product: serine/threonine-protein kinase greatwall
Biological process (GO): intracellular signal transduction; peptidyl-serine phosphorylation
Cellular component (GO): nucleus
Molecular function (GO): ATP binding; protein serine/threonine kinase activity
Source: RefSeq, a predicted model, not a curated record
CAAACCUCUCCGGCUGCAGUUUUCUUUUUCUUAAGAACUGUAUCGCCCCUGUGCAAUCUUUCUACAAUUUCCUUAGCAUCUUCCAGGGUAUUCUGUUCCGACUGGGUCUUGAACCUGUGAUACCCCUUUUGCUACAAUUUAGUGCACUUUACCUUCCCCACAAUAAAUCCAAAGCUUUUCCCGUUUGUCCUGUUUUUAGUUAGGCAACUUACAUCCUGUUAAAAAUGCCAGCUUACAAAGCUAGCCACCCGCUUCCUGUUCAUCCAGUUUCUUCACAUUCUGAUUUCUAUUCGUCAUCGCUGUACUCAGACCCAACUCCUUUACAUUUCGGGAGGGGACGGGUAGGAGCUCGCGAGGGAGUUUUAAAAAAGGUUGAGGGGCAACGAGGGCAGGGUCGCCCCAGCCUCGUUGGGAGCUCUGGUGAAACCCUUUAAGUCCCACGAUUCAGAUUCAGGUCACCCUUGGACCCUUUUGUUGUGCCUCUCUCGUCUUUAUCGUUGAAGCCAGCGGGCCUUGGUCACUGACCUGAAAGAGGCUGCGGCCGUUCCGGGAGUCUCCCCGGCCUUGGGCACACUGGGUACUUCGGCGCCUACGAAGGGGAGGUGACGGGCGGGGCUGCGCUGGGCUGGGCGCGGCGAGCGCGGGAACGUCCCGUCGGCGGGCGGUGUGGGCGGGGCCUCCCUUUGAACCCUGUUGGGUGGAAUUUCGGUUCGGCUAGGGGUCCUGGGCGGCGGCUGCGGGGUCCGCGUUGGGCUUCACUGCGAUGGAGCCCACCGCGGGGAGAGAGACGGAGAGCGGGGGAGGCGCGGCGACAGGGGAUUGCGUGCAGAGGGUUCCGGUGCCGAGACCUCCCUCCAUUGAGGAAUUCAACAUAGUGAAGCCCAUUAGCCGGGGCGCCUUCGGGAAGGUGUAUCUCGGGCAAAAAGGCGACAAGUUGUAUGCGGUGAAGGUUGUCAAAAAAGCAGACAUGAUCAACAAAAAUAUGACUCAUCAGGUACAAGCUGAGAGGGAUGCACUGGCACUAAGCAAAAGUCCUUUCAUUGUCCAUUUGUACUACUCACUGCAGUCAGCAAACAACGUCUACUUGGUAAUGGAAUAUCUUAUUGGUGGGGAUGUCAAGUCCCUCCUUCAUAUAUAUGGUUAUUUCGAUGAAGAGAUGGCUGUGAAAUACAUUUCUGAGGUAGCAUUGGCUCUAGACUAUCUUCACAGACAUGGAAUCAUCCACAGGGAUUUGAAACCAGAUAACAUGCUAAUUUCUAACGAAGGUCAUAUUAAACUAACAGAUUUUGGCCUUUCCAAAGUUACUUUGAAUAGAGAUAUCAAUAUAAUGGACAUCCUUACUACACCAUCAAUGGCUAAACCUAGACAAGAUUAUUCAAGAACCCCAGGACAGAUACUGUCUCUCAUCAGCUCUUUGGGAUUUUUCACACCAGCUGCAGGAAAAAAUCAAGACUCUGCAAAUGCUCUUUCAACUCACGGCUCUGAAACAUCACAGCUUUCUCAAGAACUAAUUUGUGCUAUGUCUGUAGAUCCAAAGGACACUACUCCUUAUUCUAACAAACUACUAAAAUCAUGUCUUGAAGCAGUUGCGUGCAACCCCAGGAUGCCUGUGAAAUGUCUAACUUCGAAUCUCCUCCAGUCUAGGAAAAGGCUGGCCACAUCAAGUGCCAGUAGUCAGUCCCACACCUUCGCAUCCAGUGUGGAAUCUGAAUGCCACAGCAGUCCCAGAUGGGAAAAGGACCACCAGGAAAGUGACAAUACACUGGGCUCCACAAUGAUGAGCUGGAAUACAACUGAAAAGCCUUCAUGUCCAAAUUCUACAAAUGCCACCCAGACCCAAAGUUUCAACAGGAAGGAUCUUGGAUUCGGGCUUUCUGCCAUCCACAACAGCAGUGCCGUUCCCUCCGCUGGGAGUGCUUUGGUAAACUUGGCCAAAAAACACUUCUCUGGAGAGGUUUCUUGGGAAGCAAGAGAACUGCAUCUAAAUAUUAAGAUGGACACUGACACAAAGCAGUCUGGUUUGCACCAGUCAAAUCAAUGGACUGUGGAUUCUGGUAGUGUGACUGAGGAACACUUUGUGAAAAGAAAUUUGAAAAGAAAUUUUGAGUUAGUUGACUCCAGUCCUUGUCAGGAAAUUAUACAGAAUAAAAAAAAUUGUACAGAGCAUAAUCACAGUAAUGAAAUGAGAGGUUGUUGUGCAAAUCAAAGUACAGGCUUAACAACUGACGUCCAGGACCUUAAGCUAUCGGUAUAUACAGGUCAGCAAAACGACAGUGUUAAUAAGAAAAUGGUUCGUUCUUUUACUGAUAAACAACAGACACCAGAAAAAUCACCUAUCCUGAGGAUAGCCAAAAACCUCAUGUGUGAGCUGGAUGAAGACUGCAACGAGCAUAAGAAGAAGGGCUACUCAAAUUCUAGUUUUCUAUGUUCUGAUAAUGAUAGAGCCUCUAAAAGUAUUUCUGUGGACUCAGAUUCAUCUUUUCCUGGAAUUUCUAUAAUGAGAAGUCCAUUAGAAAGGCAGUCCUUAGAUCCAGAUAAAAGCAUCAAAGAAUCCUCAUUUGAAGAAGCAAAUAUUGAAGACCUACUCACCGUAUCACCCAGAUGCCAGGAAAGUCCCUUGCAAGAAGGUGAUGAGAAUCCUACUGCCCAAGACAGUAACCAAGACAUGUUAGCUCCUUCUUCAGAGGGGUUGAAAAUACGAGCCUUCUCUAAAAGAAAUGCUGUAGCUUUCCGAAGUUUUAACAGUCACACUCAUGCAUCCAGUAACUCAGAACCAUCCAAAAUGAAUAUUUCUUCUUCAGAUGCAAUGACUCUUUCAUGUGCUUAUAGUGGCCCCUAUCCCAUGGCUGUAAGCCCUAUCCAAAAAGGAAGAUCCUAUAUGCCACAUCAGAAGACCCCAAAUCAAAUCAAGUUAGGAACUCCAUUCCGAACCCCGAAGAGCGUGAGAAGAGGGGCAGCCCCAGUAGAGGAUGGGCGAAUCCUAGGGACCCCAGACUACCUGGCACCUGAGCUGUUAUUCGGCAGGGCCCACGGUCCUGCAGUGGACUGGUGGGCACUUGGAGUUUGCUUGUUUGAGUUUCUAACAGGAAUUCCCCCUUUCAAUGAUGAAACGCCACAACAAGUGUUCCAGAAUAUUCUGAAAAGAGAUAUCCCUUGGCCUGCAGGUGAAGAAAAGUUAUCUGAAAAUGCUCAGAGUGCAGUAGAAAUACUUUUAACCAUUGAUGAUACAAUGAGAGCUGGAAUGAAAGAGCUAAAACAUCAUCCUCUCUUCAGUGACGUAGACUGGGAAAAUCUGCAGCAUCAAACUAUGCCUUUCGUACCUCAGCCAGAUGAUGAAACAGAUACAUCCUAUUUCGAAGCCAGGAAUAAUGCUCAGCACCUGACCGUAUCUGGAUUCAGUCUAUAACACAUACAUUUUUCCCUUUAAUCUAACCUAUCUUAUUGAAUAAGCUAUCAAGUUUACAUACUCCUUAAUACUAGAUUGAUCUAAGAGAAGAAGAUCGUUAAUUUACCUGGAUCAGUGAAAUUUUAAUGUAACUUCUUCCACAGAGUUAAAAGGCUAUCAAGAAUAUAACCAGUAUGUUAUCUUGUUCUCAGAGCUGUAUAUAGGCUUCCAAAGCUAUUUUCAUCUUAUUUUGUUACAGCACUUUAUGGAAAUUAAUGUAUCAAUCAAAGUAAAAUGACACCAUCUGUUAGAGAAAGCGUGAACUUGAGCUUGAUUUUCUUUCACUUCUGUUGAUUUCAGUCAACCCUUCAGUUUAGUGUUAAAAGAACAAAAUCAUAUGGUUUUAUUUUAAUACAAUGUGUACGGUAGCCAUGAGGGCAGUCAUUGAAGGCUGCAAUUGUGAUUUCCAGCUCAAAAUUGUGACUGGAAAAUGCCAUCACUCAGAAGUAUAACUCUUUUGGGGAAUGAGCAAUAAACAGAGGACUAAGGUUUAGGUUCCUUUACUACAAAUAUAGUUUUGUGGCCUUGACUGCUCUGGUGCUUUCUCUGCAAUACCUGUUUGUUUAACAUAGUACAGGGAAGCUUCUGUAUGAUGCGCUGUAGCAAUUUUAACAGCUUGUUCAAUUUUAAUGAAAAACAUAAUGGCUUACAUCUUUAAAAUAAUUCGUCUAGAACAUGCAGCAUUACUAGAGACAGCCUGAUCUUAGCAAAAAAAAAUAAUCUGCUUAAAUGAGUAAGUUGUAACAUGUGUCAAGUAUAUGACCUGUCAACAUCAUUCUUUUAUAUAUACACUGUCAGAUUCGGCUCCAUGGCUCCCAUCUGGAAUUCACUGAGGCUUUCAGCAUUUUUACCCUCCAAAGGAACAACGUUCAAAUGUAAAUUUCCUGCAAAUCUAUUAAAUACUAUUCUCCCUUUCGCAGAUUCCUUAAUGGGACUGUCCAGGACACCAACCUUAUCAGGGACUUGUAACAUUACUAAAUAAUUGGGUGAAAUGGACAGUGAGCGAGCCUAUUCCCAGUACAAGAACCUUAAGUGGAAAAAUGAAAAAGUUUGCAGUUAAACAGACCUAGGUCUGCCUCAGUAGUCACCUGGAAUGCUGCGUGCUGUAAGGGUGUUUACAGGGAGCAAGUGACUUAUUAACUAAACUUAAACCCUAAUACACCAGCCAAGCUGUGGGUUCAGACACUUGCUAAGGAAAACCUGCGACAGAAUAAUAACAGCAGAAAAUGGGACUGAUCCUGAGAGCUGUGUCUGCGUGUGGAUAAACAUAAGCCUUUAAAGAGCACUCACUGCUUCUGCCAGCAGGAAUCUGUGCAUCUGUUGUGUUACACAAUUUUUAUUAACAGAAAAUGAUUUUCUCCCACCUCCACUAAAUGUUAACUGCAGAAAAUAUGUUUGAAAAGGCAGCUAUUCACACUGGCGACCUCUGUCAGAAUUAAACAGGAUGAAGUACAUACCUCACUUAAAAGGGGUUUCAUAAGUGAUCAUUAUUUGAACCCUAAGUACUCUGCUACUUCUAAGCAUAUUUAUCUUAAUUUGGGAUUUGGGAAAUGGGUCACUACAUAAAACCUUGCCAUUAUUCUUCAAAAGCAUCCUGAAGGACAUUCUGGUCUGGUCACUCAGUUUGCCAGAAAGACCUGAUUGUUAGCCAAUUACAAACAUGCUGAGUCCAAAAGGUUGUGCAAACAUGUGCUGUCUCCACCAGGUCUCCUUUCAAUUCAUACCAAACCAGCCAUGUAUGGGUCAUUCUUGUAACUGUGUGGAAAAUGUACUGGUCAGGGCAGUAUUUGAAAGAGGGAAACUGUAGAAAGCUAUUGAACCAGCCCACCUGGAUUCUCGAUAUAUUUUAGGGGUAGAAUCAAUGGUACUUCCUGAUGGAUGGUAGGAGGAGGAUGAUAGGACUGGAGGAACCAAGUCUGACACCUAGUUUCUGACUUGAGCAACUGGGUCAAUAGUGGUGCUAUACCCUGAAAAUGAGGGGCAGGAUUGGUGGGCACAUUAAGUUUAAUAUGUCUGUGAGACAUCCAAAUAAAGAAUUCAAGAACCCAGUUAGACUUCUAGAUAGUGAUGGUGAAUUUGAAUACAUACAGCUUUCUUUAGACUAAGAAACCCCUCUAAAAAGGGUGGCAUUUUUUAAGACAAACCAACAUGGUAGCUUUACAGUGUGUCUGCAAAUUUUGUGGCAUUAUUUCCACAACAAGUGGAAUCUAAUUCCCAUUCUCUUGCAUGUGGACCAGCCU